Messenger RNA from Andrographis paniculata, 3342 nucleotides. RefSeq lists its product as uncharacterized. The coding region runs from base 237 to 3302 and encodes 1021 amino acids. The transcript is spliced from 6 exons. Lineage: Eukaryota; Viridiplantae; Streptophyta; Magnoliopsida; Lamiales; Acanthaceae. The record is from RefSeq and is a predicted model, not a curated record.
CCCAUUUCCUAAAACCUAUCCAUUAUUUUCUGCUCAACAAAUUGCCUCCUCCCGCCGAAACGUCGCUCCUCGAACUACGGAAGACGUGACGUUUUAGGGUUACAAUAUGAUCAUUGCACUGCGCUGCGUCAAAUCAAACUUCUCAAACUUACACAUUCACAAUUCUGAAACCCUUUCUGCUCUCGUAUAACUCCCUCCUUCGUUUUCUCCUUCAACCUUUCCUUACCCUCGCGUAAAUGGCUAACCAAUACGUUCCCGCACUCCCUUUUGACGGAACCGAACCCUCAAUACCCCUUGUAUCUUCCAAAGUUCUUACCCCUACAAUCCGCCCUUACUGCACUACCACUCCCGAUGCUGAGCGUAUGACUUCAGUCAUUGUUCAAGUUUCUCCCAUUACCGUGAACAAUGAAGCGUUCAAACCGGAACGCCUUCUAGAUAGCAUCAAGACUCACUUGACCGACCCAAAAGAUGCUUACCGGAAAUGGUACGCGAGGCUCCUUCCACAUUUUGAAAAUCAAUGGAAAGCCCAAGGGAUCGAUAAAGCUAUUCUCCUUUCGACGCAACCCCUCUACCUCCAUGACAAGGUUUUGAUGGCCAUGGCGGCUUUUUGGCAUUCGCAAACAGGUGCCUUUUUCCUCCCUUCAGGUCCAAUGGGUCCAACCCUAAUGGAUGUAGCAGUGAUCGCACAUUUGCCGAUCACUGGAGAGGACCCCGUUCUGGUUUCUCUCGGGAAUCAAGAACUUCCCCCCAACCAUCAAGGUUGGGCUCUGGCCAAACUGCCUGAAAGAGAAAGAGGGUGGACAUACUUUGUCAAUAAAUAUCAGGGUAAGGAGGAUACCCCUGUUUCCGAGUUGGAACAUACUGCUUUCCUCCUCUUCUGGCUCUGCAGAUAUAUCAUUCUCUCCCCUUCUAAACUUGUCCUUUCAACUCAUAUUGACCUAGCCAUUUAUCUAGCAUGUGGUCAUUUCUGUUCUUUAGGUACCUUAUUUCUAGCCAACCUCUUUGAAGGUUUAUCCCGAGUAAGUUCCCGUCUUACAGAUAUCAAAAAGGCGGAUACUGCAGCCUCAGGACCAUUUUGGUUCCUGGAACUGUGGUUCCGUCUAUACUUCCCCUCUGCAUUUUUUGGUCGCCUCCCAAUUUCUCCUAACCCUUAUAGGUCUAUUGGCUAUGCCUUAGCCAGAUUAACCCCGAACUCUUCCUGUCUAAAAUCCUCCGACUCUAUAAUAACCCAAAUUUUGACCGAAGAUCGGAACAAUUCCCGUUUUUUUGUAUAUACAACCUUAAUACAAUAUUCGACCGAUCUUUUCUUCCUUUAUCCCGACCCUACCUAUCCUUUAACUCGCCCAGAUCCUCUCCCUCACCCGACCUUUAUUUUUUCCUGGGACGCCGCAAUAAAACCCCGAUCUUUGUUUUCUAGCAGAAGGUCGGACAAGAAGAAUCGUAGAACAUUUUUCACUUACAAUUACCAACCUCAAUUUUUGUCGAGGCAAUUUGGUUGCUGCCAGGGCAUACCAGGGCCAUUAGCCAGUCCUCACCUCAUAUUUCAAAGCCCCGAGGGUCUGGUGAUUCCCGAACUCAUCCCGACCUAUAUUUCUCAACUCACCACCUACAUUACCUCGAAUUCAUAUCUCCCGUUCUGCCCAAAACCUUCGACAACCGAAGAUUUCCCUUCCUGGUGGUCGACCACCUGGUCUUUACUUGCCCCUUCGACUGACCAAUUGGUCGGGAGACUUGCUCCACCCCCAGCUCUGGCUCUUGGCUCCGCCCGACUGGCAGUCAGAGGAAGGAAAAGGCCAGACCCUACGGCAGGUGGGUCGGGAGCAAAAAGACAAAAAGCAAAGGCCACUCCUGCUAUCGAUAGGCAGGCCAUCGAGGAAUAUCUGGCUUCUCUGCCAAUAGAUACUAGCGGGAUGCCAAAGUAUCUAAGGCAACAAUUUGAAGAUCCUUCAAUGCUCCCGACCACUGGCCCUACCACGUCUCAACCGACCCACCAACAAUCGCCCGAGCCACAAGUUCCCAUCAAUUUAUCUUCAUCCCGAUCGACAGCCGUCCCGAUCAUAGAACAAUCAUCUAUGGUCCGGACCACCGAUCGACUAGCCAUAGUCCCGAUUACCACACAACCGACCCACAGACAACUAGAGGCACACCGACCAGGCGAAUCGAUGGGCAGGGUACCUCCUCCCCCAGCGUCGGAUAUCGUUGCGGUGAUGCCCGACCAACUUGUUGUCCUCCCCGACCAAGUUGCGGAACCUCAACAAGUAAGCGCUAAACCUUCCUUCAACAACAUCCUCCUGAUAAAACUUAUGAUACCUAAAACAUAUUUGGUCCAGGCUCCUAUUGAAGAUGUGGUAUUGCCCGAUCCCGACCAGGUCGUGGCUUUACCCGACCCGCUUGUUCAGCAAGUUGAUGAGGUUCCUAUUGUUGGUCCCGAACCAGUCCAACCCGAACCAGUCCAACCACCCGAUGAAGUAGAGGAAAUUUCCUCCUCAAGAUCGGGUGAAGCUUCUGUUAAUUUUGCCCCGCUGGAUCCGGGUAUGGAUUUAGCAGCCGCCCAACAACUUCCACCAGGGGAUGAAUCAGUUGCUGGUCCGAUUACCCGACCAGUCAACCCCUCAAAUUUCCAACUUAUGGCCCCUUCCGAGGCUACAGCUGCCCUGGAUCAAGCUGCUCAGGAGAUGAACAUUUUGACCCGAAUAAAUCUCCCGACACCCGUCAGAACCAUUGUGGAACGAUGCGCCAAUUUGGAUUAUGCCGACUUAGAACUGGCUGACCUUUCGGCGUUAGUCCAAGUCGCAAUAUCCCUACUGGUUCAACCUGCCCUGGAGUCGGGAGCUUCGCCAGUUCUCGAUCGGAUGAUGGCCAGGAUCACUGAACUUCAAGCUGAACUUCCUCUGAUCCGACCCCCAUUAUCCGAAGCGACCUCCUCUCGUCCGGCAGCAGAUCCUAAUCAUAUCGAAGCAGAUUUGAAGAAGGCUAACCAAGAUCUUAGCGUGGCUAGGGCCCGACUAGACGAGCUCCGGCAGGAGAGACAAACAUUAGCUACUGAAAUCGCUCAAAAGACUGAAGAACUACGACGACUUCAAGAACGAUUGGGAGCUAUAGAUGAUAGCAUACAAGAGGGAAGUCGUCUGGUUGAAACACAUUGCCUUAACCAAGCCAGUCUUUGCGACCAACUUCAGGCAGCGAUUCAAACGAGACUCGUCCAGAGACACCAAGAAGCAUACCAACGUCGUCGGGCCAUCAAGUCAGAACUCAAAUGGGCCGAUCUAAAAACUGCUUUACGGGCGCUUCUCUCCUUGUAAUGCAAAUAUAUUGUUCCUAUUUCUACAAAGCAGAUCCUAU